ACGCUGAGCUAGUCUGCUGCUGAUUUUCGCUGGAUUCAUCAUGGCAGUGUCGUUUAAAGACCGCAUAUUUCGGGCUAAAUCACGUCUUCUGUUUGAUCCACAAUAUCUAUGGAUUGCUGCAGGAGUAUUGUGGAUUGCAGAGAUCGUCGUUAAUGUAUUGGUAAUUCACAAUAUCAAAUAUACCGAGAUAGAUUGGGAAGCAUACAUGGAUGAAGUUGAAGGCGUUGUCAAUGGUACCUAUGAUUAUAUGAAACUAAAAGGAGGAACAGGACCACUUGUAUAUCCGGCAGGUUUUGUUUAUUUUUACCUUGGAUUGUACUACAUCACUGGAUAUGGUGCGAAUAUACGACUAGCACAGUACAUCUUUUCAGGCUUUUAUCUAAUUAAUUUAUUGUUGGUGUUUAGGAUAUAUCAAAGAACAGCCAAAUGCCCACCCUACGUAUUAAUAUUCAUGUGUUGCACGUCGUACAGAAUUCAUUCUAUAUUUAUCUUGCGUCUUUUCAACGACCCUAUCGCUAUGAUAUUCCUGUAUCUGGCAGUUAAUUUGUUCAUAGAUAAGAAAUGGUCAUGGGGAUGUUUUUGGUUCAGUAUUGCUGUGUCCAUUAAAAUGAAUGUUCUGUUGUUUGCACCGGGAUUGUUGAUAUUGCUGCUCACAGAAUUUGGCUUUUUGGCAACCAUACCUAGGUUAUUUAUAUGUGCUGUUGUACAAGUAAUCUUAGCGGUACCAUUCCUACUUGAAAAUCCUAAGGGUUAUCUGAUGCGAUCCUUUGAUCUGGGUCGGCAGUUUUUUUUCAAGUGGACAGUAAACUGGAGGUUUCUCGGCGAAGAAUUAUUUUUGAAUCGUUAUUUUCAAUUUACUUUAUUGGGACUUCAUAUCGUGUUGCUCGUGCUUUUCACUUUGUAUCGAUGGAACAGAAAAACUGGAAGUUUGAAAAAAUUGCUACAGAAACCAGGAAAAAAAGAAAACCGAAGAUUAACCGUGAAUGAUAUUGUAUUUGUUCUAUUUUCUUCCAAUUUCAUUGGUAUGUGUAUGAGUCGAUCUUUACAUUACCAGUUCUAUAUUUGGUACUUCCAUACUUUACAUUAUCUUCUUUGGAGCACAGGACUUCCAUCUGUCUUAAGAAUAUUGCUACUUGGUAUCAUAGAGCUGUGCUGGAACACCUAUCCAUCCACUGACUACAGCUCCAUUGCCCUACAUGUAUGUCAUGUGAUCAUACUACCUGGUCUGUGGCUCAGUAAGGUAGAAGGUAAAAAAGUCUAUAAGGAAGUCGGCAGAGCUCAGAAGGAAGAAAAGAAAGAAGAAGUUGUUGCAAAGAAAAAUGCAAGAAAAAGGAAAAGAAAGGCGUGAAUAUUUUCAAAAAGAGAUUAGGUCAUACAAAAUAAUAAAUGAAUUUUUUAUAAAAAUAUUAAUAAUGUCAUUAAAAGUAGUGUUCCUAAAAUGUAGUUAUGAGAGGUCAUACAUUUUAGUAAAAUUUAGUGACAUUUAUAUAUAUCUAAAAGAACAGGAAACACAGAAUUAUUUCAAUCAACUGAAUAUUGACUGAAUAUUGUUAAUCAUUUGAUUUUUUAUUCACUUCUAUUAUCCAUUUUUCAUAUCUGAUAAAAGUUGUAUUUUUGUCCUUUUGCUGAGAUGUAUUAUGUGAAGUACAAAAUAUGAAAUGAAUGUAUUCAUGUUCUAAAUGUGCUCAUUAAAAGUGAAAAAAAUA
Molecule: messenger RNA, 1706 nt
Organism: Saccoglossus kowalevskii
Lineage: Eukaryota; Metazoa; Hemichordata; Enteropneusta; Harrimaniidae
Product: dolichyl-P-Man:Man(5)GlcNAc(2)-PP-dolichyl mannosyltransferase
Cellular component (GO): endoplasmic reticulum
Molecular function (GO): dol-P-Man:Man(5)GlcNAc(2)-PP-Dol alpha-1,3-mannosyltransferase activity
Source: RefSeq, marked validated